AAGAAGAAGAAGCGUCGUCAGUCGUCAUUGUUUUGGUCGACUGGUUUUUCUGCAGACUGAAUGAAGAGAAAACAUUUUGAACUGGGCGAUACAUCUGCUGGAGCUUGUAUUGGUUGAACAACGAGAUCAGUCACCAUGACAACCAAGCGCGGACUGAUAACUGAUUCAUUCAAGGUGGUGAAGAGAGCAAGGAGGGGGACGAAACAAGCAAAGACGCCUUCUUCUCCUCCUCCGCCAGAGAAAGCAGAGGCUGAAACUAAAACGAUCCGAGAGGAGGAGCUGGAGACGCUCAGACAUUUUGAUCUGGACUGGAGAUUUGGGCCUUGCACAGGUAUCAGCAGGUUACAGAGAUGGGAGAGAGCAAAGCUUCAUGGUCUGAGCCCACCUGAGGAGAUCAGAGACCUGCUGCUGCAAACACACACUGACCCCGAGUACAGCCGGAGCCUGUGGAGCGAAUACCCUUUGUAAGGAAGACAUCGUAAGACACAGAAGAAUGACAGAGCAUCCAGUUGUGUGUGUUUUUUCUUGCAGUUGCACCACACUGCUUCCGCACAGUCUACUACAUUUUUAAUAAAAAAGAAGUUUGCUAAUUUUA
Epinephelus fuscoguttatus (brown-marbled grouper) is the source of this 595-nucleotide messenger RNA. RefSeq names its product DNA polymerase delta 4, accessory subunit (gene pold4). Lineage: Eukaryota; Metazoa; Chordata; Actinopteri; Perciformes; Serranidae. The transcript has 5 exons. Bases 136 to 468 code for a protein of 110 amino acids. The record is from RefSeq and is a predicted model, not a curated record. Gene Ontology annotation, biological process: DNA synthesis involved in DNA repair; DNA-templated DNA replication. Gene Ontology annotation, molecular function: DNA-directed DNA polymerase activity. Gene Ontology annotation, cellular component: delta DNA polymerase complex.